Messenger RNA from Homalodisca vitripennis (glassy-winged sharpshooter), 2278 nucleotides. Its product is annotated as gamma-butyrobetaine dioxygenase-like. The transcript has 8 exons. Gene Ontology annotation, biological process: carnitine biosynthetic process. Gene Ontology annotation, molecular function: oxidoreductase activity. NCBI's taxonomy places the organism in Eukaryota, Metazoa, Arthropoda, Insecta, Hemiptera, Cicadellidae. The record is from RefSeq and is a predicted model, not a curated record. Gene Ontology annotation, cellular component: mitochondrion. Bases 222 to 1487 code for a protein of 421 amino acids.
AGUUAAAGGCUAUGCAUUUCACUUAAUCUCUAGGAUCUAGGUUCACUCACUGUCCAUUUAAAUGUUCUAUUUCCAUCCAAAUUAGAAAGUUGCCUGAAGAAAGCAGUACCAGUUCCACAACUACUCUAGCUUCUCCAGGGAUGAACUGGCUCAUGGACAGUUGAUAAAAGUGUUCAGUGUAUGACUUAUUAGUUGUGAAUUAGCUAUAAUACAAUUCUAAAAUGUUAACAAGUAAAUUAUUAAGAAUAAAUGUGAAUGCAUUGAAGAGGUUUUUGUGGACUGUUGAGUCGAGAGGUGAUGAUUUAGUUUUGAAAGAAGAUGGUAAAGAAGAACUCCGUUAUCCUCACAUUUGGUUGCGAGACAACUGUCAGUGCCCGUCAUGCUUUCAUAAGACAUCAAGUUCUCGAGUCAUCAAUAUUGAACAGUUUAAAUUUGAUUCUUGGCCCAUCAAAACUUCUAUAAGUGAGUUAGCUCUGGACGUAAGCUGGUCAGACAAUCACAAGAGUCACUACAGUCUGCCAUGGUUGCUGGCACGUCAGUUCAACCCACACAGUCAAGCGGAGUGGCUCCAUACCUCCUACAGGCCCUCUCCUCGGCCCUGGACAGCCUCUGACUUUCAAAAUAUUCUUCAGCGAUUCAAUUUUCAAGAUAUUUUAGAAAGGGAUGAAGUGCUAUUAAGAUGGUUGGAGAGUUUAGCUGUGGAUGGAGUGGCUUUGGUAGAGGGAGCUGGCACAGAAACUGGAAAACUCCAACCUCUCGCAAACAGAGUGGCAUUCCUCAAACAGACUUACUAUGGAGAGACGUUUGCAGUGAGAGCAAAGCCUGGCACCAGCAAUGUGGCUUAUCUCAGUGGACCUUUGCAGCUGCACACUGACUUACCCUACUACCACUACAAGCCUGGGGUAGGUACAGUACAGGUUAACAUGCUGCACUGCGUGAAUCAAGGAGAGGGGGAGGGAGGGGAAAGUCAGCUGGCGGAUGGACUAGCAGUCUGUGACUGGCUGCGAGAACACCACCCCCACCAUUAUUGGAUACUGUCCACUGUACCAGUCGAAUGGGAGGAUAUCGUCAUAGAAGAUGAUAAAGAAUACCACUCCAUCUACAGAGCUCCUAUCAUCUGUGAGGAGCCAGGAGGGGAGGUGGUGAGGAUCAACUGGAGCCAACCCCAGCGUAGUUCCCAUUUCUGUGUACCUGUGGAUCAGGUGACACCAUGGUACAGAGCCCUGCAACUGUUCACACAACACAUGCACAGUAUCCACAGCAAAGUCCUCUACAAGAUGUCUCCAGGUGAAAUCCUAACAUUCAACAAUAUUCGAGUGUUCCAUGGACGCUCUACGUAUCAAGGAGAUAGGCACCUGGAGGGGGGAUACUUGGACUGGGACUAUGUAUACUCAAGGAUUCGAGUCCUGCGAAAACAUCAGGACACCUCUAGUCAAUCACAGAAACAAAAUUUUGAAGAGUAUCACCUUCAAGGACCUUAUGAGUAAAGACUGCCUGUACAUCAAAUUAAUUCAUCGGCAGGGAAAAUAUUGUUAGGUCUUCAACGUUUGUUUUAUUUGCAUUUUUCUACGUCUUCCUUCAGGAACAGAAGGUGAAUUUAAGAUUUUUAAACACUAAAUUUUCUCUGUAUGGAUUUAUGACUGAGGCCAUUUUAAAAAUAAAUGUAAACAAAAUUAAUUCUGAAACAUUUAGUUAAAUGGAAUAGCUUAUGAAUUUAUUUAAGAAUAUGCAAAAAUACAACUCCCAUACCAAAUGUGAUAUAAUGUGUAGAGAAGAUACUUCAUAGAAGAUAGAUAGAUCUUACUUGAAAUAUUAACAUGUUUAAUAUAUUUUUUAAAUUUUCUAUAACUGCUUUCUUUGUGCAUUAAAUUAUAUCAAAAACAUAAAAGGUGAGGAAUAAGUUAAAAAAAUUUAAAAAAUUGGUCCAUACAGUACUAUAUUAUUGGCAUUAACUCUCAGUCAAUUUUACCUAAAGACUCACAUGGUUUAUUCAGCAGAUCUGUUAAAAUUUUUUUAAGAUAAAACUUGAAAUUUUAUUUGAUUACCAUUUACCAUCUUCAAUUUCCAAUAUUGUUUUUGACAAUAUUUCAUGUAAAAUUUCUAUUUUACAUUUUUGUAGCCUGAAAUUGUUUAUGUAUUUUCUAAUUUUUCCAAAUUUGAAAUGGUUGACUUACCGAUAUACUCUAGUUAUUAAGUUUAUUCCUCUGUACAAUUUAUACUAAUGAUUUUUAUAAGUAAUGAUGAUAAAUAAAGAUGAUUCUGAUUGAGUACAAUUUAA